Molecule: messenger RNA, 4494 nt
Organism: Vitis vinifera (wine grape)
Lineage: Eukaryota; Viridiplantae; Streptophyta; Magnoliopsida; Vitales; Vitaceae
Product: phytyl ester synthase 1, chloroplastic
Exons: 13
Coding region: 231-2366 (711 amino acids)
Cellular component (GO): membrane
Source: RefSeq, a predicted model, not a curated record
GUCCAUUUUUUCACUUCCCAAUUACUGCUUCACAAUAAUUUCUUUCCCUUUUUUACUUGUUGUGGAAACCCCACACUUCAUUUUGCUUCUGGGUUUCUCUCUAAUUCCCGUUUUGUUCCCAUUUGGUUUGUUCUUUUUUGUAUAUUAAGCACAUUGUAUAUAGCCUUUCCUCUUGUCCUGAAAGUUCUUGAAAGAAGGGGGGUGUAUUGGUGUAUUGUAUAUUCCAUGCCAUGGCAUCAGUUUCAAGUUUCCGGGUGGCUCUGCCUAGUUUUGUGCUCAAGUCAGAGUGUAAGUCUAGGAAUCGAGCACAAAUUCAGUGUUUAACGGGCCCUGAUUCGUCCAUGGUGUCUUCUGAUUCAGUUUUAGUAAAUGGAGCUUCUGUUGUUGGAGAUAAGUCCAAAAUUGAGCCUUUGAUCAAUGGUGAGAAUAGGAGGUUAGGGUCUAAAGUUGAGGAGAAGAAGAGUGUGAAAUAUGAUGUCAAGGAACAGUUAGAAGUGUUGUGGGAUGAUGGUUAUGGGACUGAGACUGUAAAAGAUUACCUUGAGAUAUCCAAGGAGAUGAUUAGGCCAGAUGGGGGGCCACCCCGGUGGUUUUGCCCAGUGGCCUGUGGGCAGCCUUUGAAGGAUUCCCCUGUUCUUUUGUUUUUGCCAGGUAUAGAUGGUGUUGGAUUGGGCCUCAUUUUACACCAUAAAGCUCUUGGCAAGGUUUUUGAAGUUCGGUGCAUGCAUAUUCCUGUUUAUGAUCGAACGCCAUUUGAAGGUCUGGUGAAACUUGUGGAAAAAACUGUGAGGCUUGAGCAUGCUUCAUCUCCAAAUAAACCCAUUUAUUUGUUAGGAGAGUCAUUUGGAGGAUGCCUGGCACUUGCUGUUGCUGCUCGUAAUCCUACCAUUGACCUGGUAGUGAUAUUAGUAAAUCCAGCAACAUCAUUUGGGAGGUCACAGCUGCAACCUUUGCUCCCUAUAUUGGAGUCUUUGCCUGAUGGACUUCAUUUCACAGUGCCUUAUCUGCUCAGCUUUAUUAUGGGAGAUCCAAUGAAGAUGGCAAUGGUCAAUAUUGAUAGUACACUUCCUCCUCCAUUUGUAGUUGAACAAUUAUCUGGGAACCUCACUGCUUUGCUACCAUGUCUUUCUGGCUUGUCUGACAUCAUACCCAAAGACACUCUUCAUUGGAAGCUGAAGCUGCUUAAAUCAGCUGCUGCUUAUGCUAAUUCCCGCCUCCAUGCUGUUAAAGCUGAAGUACUUUUGCUUGCUAGUGGCAAGGACAACAUGCUUCCUAGUGGAGAUGAAGCUCGACGACUUUGGAAUUUACUACAGAAUUGUAGAGUUCGUUACUUCAAGGACAAUGGGCAUACCCUCUUACUGGAGGAUGGAGUUAAUCUGCUGACUAUUAUUAAAGGUGCUUUGAGAUACCGCCGUUCAAGGAGACAUGAUUACGUUUCUGAUUUUCUGCCUCCUAGUAUGUCAGAACUGAAACGUGCAUUCGAUCAACAAAAUAGACUACUUCGCUUUGGUGCUAGUCCAAUAAUGUUCUCAACUUUGGAAAAUGGAAAGAUAGUGAAAGGCAUUGCAGGAGUUCCAAAUGAAGGUCCUGUCUUGUUGGUGGGCUAUCACAUGCUGAUGGGAUUAGAACUUUCUUUCCUCAUAGAAGAAUUCUUGCGUGAGAAGAAUAUUAUGGUUCGUGGCGUAGCACAUCCAGAGUUGUUCUUAGAGAGGCGUGCAAGUCCAUCUGAUGAAUUUUCCUAUUUUGAUUGGACAAGAAUAUAUGGUGCAGUACCUGUAACAGCAAGCAACCUUUUCAAGUUGUUUUCAAAAAAAUCACAUAUUCUCCUUUAUCCUGGUGGUGCACGUGAGGCUCUACAUCGCAAGGGUGAAGAAUAUCAGUUAUUUUGGCCUGAUCAGCCAGAAUUUGUGCGGAUGGCAGCACAUUUUGGGGCCACAAUUGUACCAUUUGGAGUUGUUGGAGAAGAUGACAUAGCAGAACUUGUUCUCGACUAUGAUGACCUGAUGAGAAUCCCCUUGGUUAAUGACUAUAUUAAAGAAACUACUCGGGAUGCUGUAAGACCCAGGGCUGGUUUCAGUGGUGAGGUUGGUAAUGAAAAUCUCUUUGUACCAGUGCUUUUUCCUAAGGUUCCUGGACGCUUCUACUAUCUGUUUGGGAAGCCAAUAGAAACAAAGGGAAGAGAAAAUGAGCUGAAGAACAAAGAAAAUGCAAAUGUAUUGUACUUGCAGAUAAAAUCCGAGAUUGAACAUAUUAUGGCCUACUUGAUUAAGAAGCGAGAGAAGGAUCCUUACAGGGGUAUCAUUGAUAGAACUAUAUAUCAGGCGAUUUCUGCUCCCCCUGGUCAAGUCCCAACAUUUGAUCCAUGAAAGAGCUAGUUCAGAAGGUAGAUCACAUACCAUUUUCUACAUGUAAAGUGGUGUAUGUACAAAUAUAUAAUAGUGUGGUGACGGUACUUUAUCUCCUGUGUUACAUGUAGUCUAUUCAUGAUCUAAAGUAUAUCAUAAUACAUUCUGUGAAAUAAAAGUGGAAUAAAAUUCUCCUGAUGGAUGAUUCUCCUGCAGGUUUUGAACGUUCUGGGAUAAUUCUUGGUCUAUCUGGGAAUGCUAUCUACUAUUUAACAAUGAUCUGCAAUUAUUACACAGGGCCUUGAUAUUGGUUCAUCCUCAGCCUUCUUCUUCUCUUGCAAUGGUGAAAGCACCAUCUGUGUAAGCAAAUUCACAUUCAUUUGAAGUGUGACUCUCCCUGCUCUGUUUUACCCUGCCGACCUUGGCAGCCAUUGUGGAUGAAAGUUGAUGAGGAAGACAUUCCGGUACAUGCGUGAAAACCGACACUCAAAAUUCAAGGGUUGAGAAGGUAGUGGAGGUCGCCAUCCACAAGUAAUUAUCAGAUUAUGUAUUGUUCUUACAACCAUUAUUUCACCGGAAGCACGUGAAUGAAUCCACUGGUGCAUACUGAGGUGCAAGAAAAGUGGAAUAUGAUCCUUGGAAGAAAAACGCAACUUUGAAUCUAAAAUAUAGCGGGGGAUUGGGAUAGAAGUUGACACUAACCCAGAACACCCAAUUUGGCACCAGAUUCCAGUUUCUGAACCAACCUUAGGAUCAAUACCUGUUGGGUUGUUGACCCAGAACUACUGUUGCCUUGCCAAAGAGAAGCGAAAUAUUCACAUUAUUUUUCAUAAAGUCGAAGUGAUUGUCUCCCUUCUUUCAUUCUCAAUCACAGGACCAGUUGUAACUCCGGUUCAGCAGUACCGAUACAAUCAAGAAUGGGGUGAAGGUGGUCACACACCAAUCACCAUUGAUAAGAAGAAUAUGAUUCGUACUGUUUAACUUUUUCAUUCAAUGGAAUGGCCUGUAAAAUCUUAAAAGGUGUUUGCAAAAAGUGGCGUAUGCUCUUUGCUACUGCGGCCGUAAGCAAAAUAGAGCAAAAAAUUUUCUAUCUAAAGAGAUGUUUCUGCAUGUCUAAUAUGUAAAAGAAAAUCCUUCUGCUAAGAGUAGUUAAGGGAAAGCAAUGGCUGAGUGGCUACACGAGAGGAGACUACACCACCUCCAGGAUGUUUUCACAGGCCGAACCCACCAGCAGGAAUGACGGUGCUGCGAAUGGCCUUGUUAGGGUUGAUUCCGUCGGAAUAACGCAGCGUGUCAUCUAUUUCCCAGACAGCUAUGGUACAAAACCAUUUGUGGAACAACGUGCGGUAAAUAGAAGGGGUAGGCCUUCAAACCCAGUUGAUGAUCGUGACUGGGGUUCUUCCCCCUACAGCACCAUGGAUUUGCGUCAGCCACCAUAUUCGACAGGCCACAAUGGCAGCAGUGGCUAUGGUGGGCAUAGUGAGUACAGCAAGAAUGAUUCCUGGAACAGGCCUAGUGGUAAUACCAUUAGAAAUGACGGUUUCGACGACUACCACCGCAGAAUUGAUCGCGCCAUGGAAGUGAUGAACACCAGUGGGGGGGUGGGGUAGCAGGCCAAACAGUGGAGGAUGGUCUGCAACGUCCGGCUCCUCACUGGCCAAACCAACAAACAACAUUGGCGAGGCUGUGGAGACUCUGAAGGAAGCUACCAGGUCUACAUCUUCACGACAGGGGGUUUCACAGCACUAGUUUCAGCAGGGCAUACAUAUGCUGAAACCACGACAGUAUGGAUGCCACAAGGCGAUAUGGGAACUUUAAAUUAACUUCUAUGUCAACCAAGAGCGUAGGGUUCUACUGAACACAACAUCUAGACAUGAUUACACAUAUAUAUGGAUCUAUGGACUAUAGCUUCAUGCAGCUUCUCAGCUGGAAUGCUCUGUGAGUUGAAGGUUUGUUGAAACUUCAUCUAGCUAGCUAAACUAUCAGUAUUGUAUGUUUUCCGUUUUGCUGUUCGUUACGGUGGAAUGUCUUUGGUGUCAUAAACAGGUAAGUGGUGCUAAUUAAUGGCCUUUGAUGCUCUGCCAUUGCUAGUAUAAAAUAAGCUUUCCUUGUAAGCAGAUUGCAAUGAAGUAUCUCUCCUUUUUAUUUA